Messenger RNA from Microsporum canis CBS 113480, 654 nucleotides. RefSeq lists its product as uncharacterized. The transcript has a single exon. Lineage: Eukaryota; Fungi; Ascomycota; Eurotiomycetes; Onygenales; Arthrodermataceae. The record is from RefSeq and is a predicted model, not a curated record. The coding region runs from base 1 to 654 and encodes 217 amino acids.
AUGGAGUUAGGCUACGGUGAUCAAGAUCUUGUCUAUGAAGAGGAGGCUAAGAGGCUAGCUGGCUCAGCUCCGGUGCCACGACCUAUGUGUCUAGCAUGUAGCAAGCGCAUCGCCGAAGCCCCCAUGCUUCAGUGCCCUCAAGCCCACGCUUCAACAAAAUGCGUUCAGUGUGCUGAAGCUAACAAGCCCUGCUUUAUUGUUCCUUCACAGUUCCGUGGUGAUCUCGAACGCAUUCAGACCCUUGCGCGCGAGUCCCAUGUCAGGCCAUCCAGCGAAAUUUUCCGGCAGCUUCAAGAUUUUACUCAGAAAUAUGUCACAAAAGUUGAAGCGUAUGAGCUCAAGGAACCGGCUUUGGAAGGCUACACACCCUACCAAGUGCCCAGGCCAAUAUCACCACCCGUGCCUUUUCCUUCCUCCGCCCGAGUUGCCACCCCGAUGAACUCCCCUGAUUCCAUAGAAGAAACCUUUGUCACCAAAACUCGCGGCUUCCGAGUUAUCAGCCAGAUUCUGAGUCAAAUAGCAGAAUUUUUGUCUCAUAGAAUAGAUUCCACCUCAGAGAGAGAGGAUGUUGGCAGGUAUUCGGAAGCUACUUGGCUAUAUGCUAGUCAGAGUGCCAUUAACAGGAAACGUGUUGAUGGAAGACAAGAUCGUUGA